AUGCGGCAGAAAAUACUGGGCAGCUGGGAGGUGCGGGUGCAGCUGCCGGAAAGGAGCCGGGCGGCGUGGGCCCUGAGAAGGGAGACACCCACCAACCGGCUGAGAAGGGCUCCCGGCAGGUGCGACCCGGGCUCAGACGGAAAGGAGGAGCCCAGCAGCCCCUGCCAAUCCGGGGCCUCGGGUGCAGACGGUGCCUCAGGCCUAGGAGGAGCCCCGCCCCAGGGCUGCCCCCUCCGACCCCGGCGUGCUGGGCACCCCGCCCAGCUGCAGCAGCUCGGAGCUGUCUGCAUGGACCGAAGUUCCCAUCCUCACCGCACCCCGGGCGGGGGAUUCCUGCUGGCCCCGAAUCGAUCUUUGGUUGGCAGAGGCAGUGGAGAUGCUCCCUGGGUGCGGACGGAGCAGCUGGGGGGCAGCGCAUCUCAAGACCCUACGCUGGGACACGGAGACACGGCCGGGGGCGGGGGGCAGAACUCACACCGGACAGGUGCCGGUCGGGGAGAGGCCUCUUGUCAGCCCGUCUUCAGGGGGCCCCUGUCUGUGGGAGACCCGGCGGGCGCCUCGGACGCGGAAGGCAGGCGGGGAACCGGCAGUGCCCGGGAACAGGGCCAGAGGAGGCUGGGGCUGCUCAGCACACGGAGGAAAUACACGUCUCCAAGUCCCUCCCGACCAUCCGUCCGGGGAGCUGUGCGGGCCGAUACGGAGAAGACCCCUGAUGAGGUCACCGCACAGCAGGGGACCGCACACUGGCCCCGGGCCUGGCGCUGUGCGGCUGUCAGGGGCACGGAAAUGCCCAGGUCGGGCUGUGAUUUCUCGGUCCCCGCUGCCCCCGAGGCUGCACAGGUUCGUGGGAGGUUCUGGUGUGCCCGGCACCAGGGACCUUUCAGCCGCGUGCACAGCGGCCUGGACCCCGGCCACGUCCUCGGGCAGCCCUGGAGGGGCCCUGUGAGCCCCGGCCGCCUGCAGGAGGGCAGAGGGCACCGGCUGCGGACAGUGGCGCAACACAGCAGCCCCCGGGUCCGCGGUGACAGCACCGAGCAGCUGCACCAACGCCGGCGGCCACGGCUUUGGCCUGUCUACCACCCUGGGCCGCCCCCCCCAGACCGGCUCGGCCCCCGGGGCCAGGCCGAGCGCCUCCCCGAGACGGAGGAGACAGAGGGCCGUGGUCUCAGUGGGGGGAGCCGGCGCUGCGGCGUCUCCCUCCACACCCGAGGCCGGCGCGGCCGGGCCCUGCCGCGGGACGGGGGAGAGAUGUUCAGGGUGCCUUUGAACGCGAACUUGCCCCCCAGACCGCGGGAGAACGACAGGGACCCGAGAAACCGGCUCCACCACAGAGACAGCGAUGACGGCACGGGCCUCUGUGACUCCGUCACCCGCAGGCAGGCAGGGCCUUCCGCAGCAGCGGCCGCUCCGGCACGGAAGCCCACGCGGACCCACGCCACACUGCGCUUCCCGGCAGGCCCCCCUCCCAGGAAGGAGCGACCCCUCCACCACCGGUCAAAGCAAGACUCGGGGCCACUUCCCAGUGCAGGCACCGAAGGCUACCCCAGGGCAGCAGGGCCCACUCCCGACGCCCGCCUGGGGCUCAGCGAGCUCCUCCGGCUCGCCCUGCCCCCCACCUGGCACAAGGGGACCACGGGCCGGGCAGAGACGGGCAGAGAGGGCACUUCAGAGGGACCGUCGUGGGACCUGUCUGCGGAGAUCAUCAGGGCACAGUGCAGUGGCCUCUUCCUCAGGGCCUGGGGCCUCCAGCCCGCACGGCGACCCAGGCCGGGCGCCCAGGAUGGUGCGGGGCAGCCAGGGCUAGGACAGAAGUGGGGAGACCCGCGGGCACCGUCCCCAGCCCCUCGGCCCAGGUGGGCUUGGCGGGAGGCAGGCGGCCACGGUCCUGCGGGCUCCCUGGAUGUGCAAAGCGGGGACGCUCCGAACGCGCCGCCUCCCCACGCCCCGGCGGAGUGCCCUGCCCGGCCCCCGCCAUCCGCGGCCUGCGAGCGGCCACCCUCCGCCGGGCCAGCCCAAAGCCAGGGACGCACGCAACGCUACAGACCCGCGCGCGGGCCGGGGAGGUGGGACCCGCGGUCCUCAAGUGGCCGCGGUGCCAAGGCCCCCGCGAGGCAGGCCAGGGCCGGGCUUGCGCCCUCCGCACGGAGCCCACGCAUCCCCACAGUGGACCCCGAUCCGAGCGCCCGGACCCGCCUCCGCACGGCCCCAUCCCUCGGUCCCCCUCCGCCGCUCCCGUCCCGAGAUGCCGACACAAAGGGGACGCCGCCACCCACCUGGUCCCGCGCGGCCCGCGCUCCAGGGGCUGUCGCUCCUGCUCGGCCGCGGCAGGGCUGCAAGCGCUCCGCCCGCGUCUGGUGUCGCGGCCGGGUGUCCGCGCCGGGUUCCCGCCGCCCCGCGCCCGCGCCCCGCCCAGAGCCGCCCUUUCUUCCCUGCCCGGCCUCCAGCCGGGGCGCGCAGCCGGCGGGGAGACAGGGCGGCGGCGCGAACGGCGCAAAUACGCGGGCGCGGAGUAGCCAGCUCCCGCCGCCGCCGCGCAGCGCCCCCUGCCGCCCGCCCUCAGCCGCGCGCGGGCGGGCCGGGCCGGGCCGGGGCACCCUGGGCUCCAGAGGGUGGCCCGCUGCCUGGGGGUGA
This is a messenger RNA of Phyllostomus discolor (pale spear-nosed bat), 2631 nucleotides long. RefSeq names its product basic proline-rich protein-like. The record is from RefSeq and is a predicted model, not a curated record. NCBI's taxonomy places the organism in Eukaryota, Metazoa, Chordata, Mammalia, Chiroptera, Phyllostomidae. The transcript has 7 exons. Bases 1 to 2631 code for a protein of 876 amino acids.